Molecule: messenger RNA, 892 nt
Organism: Prosopis cineraria
Lineage: Eukaryota; Viridiplantae; Streptophyta; Magnoliopsida; Fabales; Fabaceae
Exons: 7
Coding region: 136-771 (211 amino acids)
Biological process (GO): protein ubiquitination
Cellular component (GO): membrane
Molecular function (GO): zinc ion binding; ubiquitin-protein transferase activity
Source: RefSeq, a predicted model, not a curated record
AGAAAGAUUUGAAAACCGAGGAAGAAGAGAAACAGAGGGAGCGAGUGCAGUGGGGAUUGCGAAAAAUGGGAGAGGUUGUUAUGUUGAUUGACGAUUUGAAAUCUAUUUCUGGGAUUUCUCGAUGCAGAAUAUGUCAUGAGGAAGAAUUCGAGAGCUCAACAAGCUUUGAGGCUCCCUGUGCUUGUUCUGGGACCGUCAAGUUUGCUCACAGAGAUUGCAUACAGAGAUGGUGCAAUGAGAAAGGGAAUACAAUCUGUGAAAUAUGCCUCCAGUUUGACUUUUUGUUCGCAGCAAUAUGAACCUGGCUACACAGCUCCUCCAAAGAAAUUGCAGAUAAAUGAUGAAGCAAUGACCAUCCGAGAUAGCCUGCAAGUUGCAAGAAUGGAUGAAGAAGCGCUUAAUGCAAGAUUAGAGGCAAUAGUUGAAAGAGUGACAAUAGAAAGUGAUUACUCUGAAUGCACGUCUGCCGCAGAUAGAAGUGCAUCUUACUGUCGAUUCCUGGCCUUGGCAUUCACACUCUUUAUGCUCGUGAGACAUCUUUUCGCCGUGCUUACAAGUGGAGUAGAAGAUUACCCAUUUACACUUCUUACUGUUUUAAUGCUAAGGGCUGGCGGAAUUGUUCUACCCAUGUUCAUGAUUAUUAGGAUGAUCGGAGCGCUUCAAAACAUCGUCCAGCGCCAGCAUCAGGAUUCUGAAGGUGGCGCAGCAAUAUCUGACGGACACAACAACGAAAACGGGCCACUGCGUGAUGUGAUUUUUAGACACACAUAGGCAGUCUUUCGGAGCAUCAUGCUGAUGCCCUUCACGAGUUCCAACACUUAUGCAACAUCAAUUAAUUUUAUGGAAAAAAGUAAUUGAAUUCAUAAAUUAAAUUCAAAUGCAUUUUCAUUCU